ACGCACGUGCCGGUUGAUUGUCACAGAGUUAUCGUUUUUAGCGUUUUAUUGUUAGUGUUCUUGUACCUCCUUUCAUUGCAUCACGUUUGUUUGUGUAUUGAACUUGCGGUCGUCUUUUUUGAUUUCCUGCGAAGAAACAUUGAUUAUACAUUAUAAUUGGAUCGCCUAAAUAAGUGAAAUAAGCAAAAUGAUGUAUUUUACCCAUUUGUGCAGAUUUCCUCGUUUUGGCAGCGUGAUAACGAUGUUCCCUAAAAUCGGAUUACAAGUGCAAUCAACGAAGCUGGUGCGAAAUUGUUCCACAAAAUUGUUACCCAACGAGCAAACUCCUGUCACGACAUCAGAGCUCGAAACCGAUAGUGAUCUUGUUACGUGGAACACAAUCUACCACUUUCCCGGCAUAAUGCUCACAGCUUCAAUCAAGCGGUUACGCAUGUACCCAAUCGGUUUGACUGCAGUUUCUGUCCCUGCUUCUAUUGGACUCGCAUAUGCCGAUGUUUGUUCUCUCGUGACAGCUCAGAUUUGUGGAUCGGUUGGUCUCGCGACAACUCUAACGCUACUAUUGUUUGGCUAUUUCACGAACAAUCUGGUCGGCUACGUAUACACUGACGAGAAACUCGGGAAAGUAAAAAUAUCAUAUGUGGAUUUGCACGGUAAACGGCAAAAUCGAAUAUACCUUGUUGAUGACAUUGUGCCACGAACGGAGUUUGAAAAAUCCUUGCUAAAAUUUUACUUUCCGAUUAAAAAUCAUGACAACGGUGAAGUGUACAAAAUAAUCCACCGGUAUGGAGAAAUCUACGACACACAAGCAUUUUCAGCGGUAUUUGGAAAGGAACACGAAUUUCAAUAAGCAGAAAAUUGUAGUAUAUUUUUUUUUGAUAGUUAAAAAAGAAAAUUGAACAUUAAAAUGUUAACAUGUCCGAAUGCAAAAAAAAACUUUCAUAGAUUCAGACAAUGAAGUCGCGAGCAGUUAAAGUGUC
Molecule: messenger RNA, 977 nt
Organism: Topomyia yanbarensis
Lineage: Eukaryota; Metazoa; Arthropoda; Insecta; Diptera; Culicidae
Product: transmembrane protein 186
Exons: 2
Coding region: 188-847 (219 amino acids)
Cellular component (GO): mitochondrion
Source: RefSeq, a predicted model, not a curated record